This is a messenger RNA of Actinia tenebrosa (Australian red waratah sea anemone), 893 nucleotides long. Its product is annotated as vesicle-associated membrane protein 4-like. Gene Ontology annotation, cellular component: membrane. The record is from RefSeq and is a predicted model, not a curated record. Gene Ontology annotation, biological process: Golgi ribbon formation; vesicle-mediated transport. Lineage: Eukaryota; Metazoa; Cnidaria; Anthozoa; Actiniaria; Actiniidae.
UUCAGUCGAGUGUCAACUUUUGAAACGACAAAAACUAAUCGUAAAAUAUUUAACAUUUUACCGUCCUAAGCUAUCCUAUUUACUACAAAAGUGUAUGCCGUGCUAUACGAUAAGUUCUUAUUAUCACAUUUGCUCGUUUAUUCCUUUCUAAGGUCCAAAAUAUUAGGCUAAAAGUGAACAUGCUUUAACGCUUCUGAACGACGUUCGUGUAUUUUCCGCGAAGUCCAGCUUGAAAUUUUUCCACAAAAUGCCUCCAAAAUUUAGUCGGACGACCGACGAAGACAGAGAAUAUGCUCGAACUUCAGAAAGGGUUACACUCCUUGACUUAGAUGAUUCUGAUGAUGAAAGAAUAUUCUCUGGACCAAAUCCAUACAGAUCCAGCGAGCCAAAAGUAAAUGAUAAUGUUGCGAAAGUUAAGAAUGAAAUAAAGAGUGUGGUUAAUGUCAUGCAAAAUAACAUAUCUAAGGUUUUGGAUAGAGGAGCAAAAUUGGAUGAUCUUCAAGAUAAAUCUGAGAACCUAGAGACAAGUGCUUCUCAAUUUAGAGUAGGAUCAAGGAGAUUACAGAGGAAAAUGUGGUGGCAAAAUUGUAGAUUAAAGCUUGUCUUUGCCUUUGUGGUAAUUAUUUUAUUAGUCAUCAUAAUAGUUCCAAUUGUCAUGAAGAAGAAGAAGAAAACAUAAAAACAAAUGAAUCUAUACAAUUUUUACAGUGAGAAGGUAGAAAUAAUCACUAAUCUCUCAUGAUUUUAGUAAAUAUCAAUAUAUAUUAGACUGGUAGUUAUGCUCUUGCAACUAUAUUUGUAGAAUUCUAUCCUUUCCCUUGUUUUUACUUUCUUUCAUCCCUUUCUUCCCUCCCUCCCUUCCUUCCUUCCUUCCUUCCUUCCUUCCUUCCUUA